This is a messenger RNA of Symbiodinium necroappetens, 1920 nucleotides long. The record is from the annotation of a GenBank genome assembly. NCBI's taxonomy places the organism in Eukaryota, Dinophyceae, Suessiales, Symbiodiniaceae.
AUGGAAAAGGCUAACAACGAUGAGACCGUCUUUGUCGGUGUCAGGCUACGGCCGUUUCUUGGCUACGAAGCAAGGCAGCACUGCUUUACAGCCUCCAGAAAUGUCAUCUCAGUCCGAGCUCCGGACAGGAAGAAGACCGACUUUGCCUUCGACUGCGUCAUGGACAGUACAGAUGCUUCCAAGCCGAGCUAUGUAUCCCAAGAGAAAUGCUACGACAUGAUUGGACGCAGAAUUGUGCAGCAUUCCAUUUCUGGAUAUCAUGCGUGUUUAUUCUGCUAUGGACAAACUGGCAGUGGGAAGACUUUCUCUUGCAUGGGCAAGAAAGGCGAGGCUGAGCAAGGAUUGCUGCCACGGCUUUUGCAAGACUUGCUCAGCCAAAUGGAGUCACUGCCUAGCGGUCAGGUGCACUGCCGCGCUCAGAUUCUGGAAGUGUACAACGAGAAGCUGCGCGAUCUGCUGAGUGACAAAGACUCGGCAAAAGCUCCAGAGAUUCAUGUGCACCCGCGGGUAGGCGUUUAUGUCGAUGGGGCUAUUGAUAUGCAGAUUGAUUCUAUGGAGCAACUUCAGAAGGUGCUGGACACUGGCAUGUCUAGGGCAAGCGUUGCCUCCACGGCCAGAAAUCCCAAGAGUUCUCGUGGGCAUGUGAUUUUUCGACUACUCAUGGAGAAGCAUGAGGAGGAUCACACAGUUGUAUCUUCGGAGCUCUUCUGUGUGGACCUGGCUGGGAGAGAGAACGAGAAGACCACGAAGGUCACCGGCGAAAAUUUCGUAGAACUAACAUUCAUCAACCGAAGCCUGAUGUGGCUUUCUCAGUGUAUUCAGGCGCUUGGCCGGCAGGCACGCAAGCGGAGCAGCUCGGGUAGCUCAGGUGCGCUCGAGGGAUCUAGCCGUGCCAGAUUCCGGAAUUCCAAGCUGACGUUGCUACUCAUCAAUGCUUUAACUGGCAACUCCAAGACUUGCUUGCUAGCAACGGUGAGCCCCGCAGUUGUAAAUUUGGACGAGAGCUUGGUAACCUUGAACUUCGCGAGCACGGUCAAGAGCAUCAAGGUUGCCGCAAGGCGCGCUGCCAAGAUGGACAAAGACUCUCUCAUCCAAAGCUUGAAUGAUGAGUUGCAAAGCUUAAAGGAACAACUCAGCAAAGGCACAGAAAGAAAUGGACAGGAUUUGCAUUCGCAAGCUGGCCUUGUUCGCAACAUGAUGGAAAGCUACAAGGCCAGAUGGGAAGAAGCGCAGAAGAAUGCUGAUAUGCUUCGAAGACAGAAAGACGAUGCAUUGCAAAAUCUUGCCAUAUCCAGGUGGAAAUUCGCAAAAGCCACUGUCAAAAACGAGCUUCGAGAGGAAUCAUCCGCUGGCGACAAGCCGUCCCUGCAGCAAGCCAAUGGAGACGUCCAAGUCCAGGUGGAUGUGGCCGAAAAGCAGAAGAGGCUUGCCUCAUCGGACACCGUCUCCAGUGCCUGCCCUGCGGCAGCCCCGCCUGCAGAUGGCACGUGGCUGAAUUGGACACUUGGAGAUGGUUCUGUGCCUAAGUCGCCACGAACACCAAGCUUGGUUCUGUACUCCAAAGACCCGGGCUUCAGCGGUCGUCUCAUCUUCCAUGUCGCAGACGAAGGACGGAAGUACAUGCUGGGGUGUUCUCCUCACUGCGAUUUUCGGCUGCCACAGACACUGACUUCGUGCUCCGAGACCUAUUCCGCAUGGCAGGAGUCGGGUCGUCUUUUCAUCAUGCAAACGCAGGGCAUUCCACCGCCGUGCGCUUCAAUAGAGGUCAACGGCGACCGACUGUCACCCACAGAAGCCAAGGAGCUAUUGCAUCAGGACUUGGUCGUCUUGAGCCAGACAUUCAGGUUCGUUGUUUUUCUCCGACCUGAUCCAGCAGUCCAAGCACUGCUAUUUGGUGUGGGAAAAGGAGGCCGCACAUAG